AGCCGAAGUCACCCCAGACCGCAUAAUACUCCAACGUCGCUUCGAAUGAAUGAUAAUUUAACCAGUUUGAACUUGUACAUCGCACACGAAGAAGGCUAACUUAUAUGACGAUAUUCCCUCUUAAGCUUUUCUCAGACUCUCUGGCAAUGACUGUGCAGAUAGGGGUGGCGUGUCUGGCUCUGCUAGGCCUGACCUCAGCCCUGAUUUGUCCUGAUGGUGGGAUGUGUGCAGAGGGGAACACCUGCUGCAAGACGCCCAGCGGGGGAUAUGGCUGCUGUCCACUACCGAAUGCUGAGUGCUGCUCGGACCACCUGCAUUGCUGUUAUGAGGGGACAGUGUGUGAUUUAGUGCACUCCAAGUGCCUUAAUAAAACCGUCUCUCUGCCGUGGGUCAGAAGAGUUCCUGCCAAACGCCUAAUCGGCCCUCUGAUGCUGGAGGGAGUGAAGGCAGUCAUUUGUCCCGACGGCGAGGCCGAGUGUCCAGACGACACUACCUGCUGUGAACUCCCAGGCGGUUCCUGGGGCUGCUGUCCCAUGGCCAAGGCGGUGUGCUGUGAGGACAAGAUGCACUGCUGUCCAGAGGGCACCAAAUGUGACUUAGCCCACUCCAAGUGUGUGUCGCCCACCCUGGACACGUUCCCUAUGAGGGAGAAAGUGCCUGCAAGGAAGAGGCAGACAGUAGCUGUGGUUGGACAAGCAGUGACCUGCCCAGGUGGUAAGAGCCUGUGCCCAGACGGAACCACAUGUUGCCUGCUGGCCAGUGGAGACUUUGGCUGCUGCCCCUACCCUGAGGGUGUGUGCUGUACUGACAAACUCCACUGUUGCCCUGGCAACACAACCUGUGACCUGGAGCAUGAGAUGUGCACUUCCCCCAAUACACGGACUCCAUUGGCCAAGAAGAUCUCUGCAAUCCCCAACGAUGUGGAUUGCCCAGACAAGUUGUCAUUGUGUCCUGACGACACCACUUGUUGCCUGAAGGGGAAUGGGAGCUAUGGCUGCUGUCCUAUGCCCAGUGCUGUGUGCUGUUCAGAUCACCUCCACUGCUGUCCAGAGGGCACUACCUGUGACCUGGGACAGGGCACCUGUGUGUCUAAACACGACCAAACCCCCAUGGCUGUCAAAAUCCCUGCCACAUUGACCACUUCAUCCCUACAGAGCAGAGGCCCGAGACAAAUCAAUGCUGUGCCCUGCAACGACUCUGUGGCCUGUGCCGAUGGGAGUACGUGCUGUAAAUCACUAGAUGGAGAAUGGGUCUGCUGCCCCCUGCCCAAGGCUGUGUGUUGUGAUGACCAUCUCCACUGCUGCCCCCACGGGACCAUCUGUAACCUGGCAGAGAGUACGUGUGAUGACCCCUCAGGCUCUGCCCUGGUUCCCAUACUGGACAAGGUGCCUGCUUUCAGCUACGUGUCGGAGGAGGAGCCGCUGCCCAACAGCAAAUGUGACGAGUCCACAUCGUGCCCGGGCCAAUCCACGUGCUGCAAGACCACCACGGGAAACUGGGCCUGCUACCCCCUGCCCAAUGCGAUGUGUUGCAACGACCACCUCCACUGCUGCCCCCACGGCACCGUGUGUAACCUGGAGGCCAGUACCUGUGAUGAUCCCUCAGGCUUCACCAUGCCGUGGGUCACCAAGGUGCCAGCCCUCCCCACCCAGACACCACUGGCCACUGAGAAGUGUGACGAACAGACCAUGUGCCCCAGGGGCACCACCUGCUGCAGGCAGAACUCGGGACAGUCGGCAUGCUGUCCUCUACCUCAUGCGGUGUGCUGCGACGACCACGAGCACUGCUGCCCUAAAGGCUACACGUGUAACGUGGCCGAACAGACCUGUGACAAGCCCGGGCUCCUCAGCCGGCCCUGGGUCCCCAAGCUGCCAGGCCUGCCACUGCACAGAGGGCUUCCCCAGGCCAGUGCCCCCUCCGUCCACUCAGCCAAGAACAUGUGUGACCCUCACACCAGCUGCCCCAAAGAUACCACCUGCUGCUUCGUGAAAAAGACUGGCAAGUGGGGGUGCUGCCCCUUACCCAAGGCGGUGUGCUGUGCCGACGGAGAUCACUGCUGCCCCAGCGGCUACAGCUGUGACGACCAAAAGACCUGCUGCACUAAGGGCCGCCUGACCAUCCCCUGGUACCGCAAGAAGAAGGCCCUGACUGUGGGAGCCAUGUUGAAAGAUGUCAAGUGUGACAACAAUAGCAGCUGUGCCUCUGGGACCACCUGCUGCAAGCUGCCCACAGGAGAAUGGGGCUGCUGUCCUCUGGUCAAGGCUGUUUGCUGUACAGACCACGAGCACUGCUGCCCACAGGGCUACAGCUGCAACAUGCAGACUGGGACCUGUGAGAAACCGGUAGAGGGUGUUCUCCCCCAUAUGAUUCCCCAGACAAAGGUGGCAGAGUCCCAGCAGAGAGCAGCGGAGGCGGGGAUAGAUGUGAAGUGUGACGGUGCUGGAGAGUACAGCUGUCCCAAACUGCAGACAUGCUGCAAGACCUCCGCCACAGAAUGGUCCUGCUGCCCCGAACCAAAGGCAGUAUGCUGCGCAGACGCCAAGCACUGCUGCCCCAUGGGAUACACAUGUCACCUAGGGCAGGGAGGCUGCUCCCAGCAGGCUGAGUUGACCUGGGAUAUUUUCUUCACUCACAACAAAAAGAGAGACUUUGUUCCUUUUGGACUCUGAGCCAAUCAGAAUGCAUUGAUCUGGUCUCUGUGCCAAUCAUUAGCAGCACUGAUCUGAUGUUCCUCCCUCCAGCACACUUACUAACCUACAGAACAUGCCAUAAGAGGAACACGACCUUAUGGACAAGGGACUGAAGAUUUAGUAUUUUUCUAUCUAUUUUCUUUCCCUUUUUUUCGUGAUUUUAUUUGGUUUUCAAUUGGGGUAGAACCAGGAAAUAGAAAUGUUUGAAAAUUCAGCAUCUCUACCCAAUGUCCAUCCAGAAGUGUUUUAAGAUUUUUAUGCAGCUAGCUUCUCCGUUUAUCCUUAAUGUCUUUUAGAUUUACGUUUAGUUACUACUGCCCCAUAUCAUGCCAUUUUGCUCUAUGCAAAUGAGAAACAUGAAUGUAUUAUAGCCUCUUGUUGGAACUAUCACUCUAAGCCUGCUUUGAGACGUAUCAAAAAUGAAUUUGUUUACCAAACUCUUAAGAACACAGCUACAUAGUAUAAGAAAGCUGAUUUUCAUGUUUUGUUGAUGCAGGGCACAACCAAGCAUUAGUAAGUGACUGUUAGUUUAUCGCCUGGAAGUACUUAUAUAGCCAUUGAUCAGCCGACAGUGUUAAUGUAAUUGAACAUUUUUCUCGAUUUUAUGUAUGUUUUGGCUGCUGGUUCUUUACUUUCUGUGAAGUGAGGAUCGAGAUGGAUGGUCCAACCUCUGACAGUUUUCUGAAUGCUGUCACUCAAACCCGUGAAGUCAUAGACAUUUUCUUAAAUGUGUAAUUUCCAUUUAUCUAUAUACAUCUUUAUAAUCAUAUAGUUAGAAUACAUUACAAUCAUUUGCAUACAAUGUAUUUAAAGCAAAACGUUUUUAAUCAGUCAUCUUAUCUUGAUGUCAUAAUACUUAUUGUUGAUCACUAUUGUGAUCAAUACAAAUGAUCAUAAAUAACUUUAUUUAAACAGAAUUGUGCCCAUAGAGAUCUUAUUAAACUAUUCUAAUUCCUAAUUCUAUGGUUGGUCCUUUUUUGAUUUUCAGUAUAGGAAUUACUGGUAAACCCCAGUUAAAUUAUUUCCUCAUGAAAUUUGCUUUUACAAAAAUGACAGACUUCCCUAUUUCAUAGUACGUCUAGUUCAUAGGAAUUAUGUAUGAGUGUUUUGCACAAUGUUUAGUUGAUAUCAAAAUGUACACAAAUCUACACCAAACACUACACCAAAAAAUUUAUUCCUUUUAAAAGAUUUUAUCUCAUUGAAGAGAGGGUGAAUUUGUGUCCCUGAUAAGUGUAUGCAAACUGAGGUGAAAUAUAUUUUUAAAAUAUAUUUCAUCGUUUACGUUUGAAAAACAACCAUUUGGGGUGUAUUUGUGGCAUUGUAGGUCGGCGCACAUUUGGCACAGCGUCGUCCGGGUUUGGCCGUCAUUAUAAAUAAAAAUGUGUUCUUAACUGA
Molecule: messenger RNA, 4085 nt
Organism: Salvelinus fontinalis (brook trout)
Lineage: Eukaryota; Metazoa; Chordata; Actinopteri; Salmoniformes; Salmonidae
Product: progranulin-like
Exons: 17
Coding region: 105-2669 (854 amino acids)
Cellular component (GO): extracellular region
Source: RefSeq, a predicted model, not a curated record